This is a messenger RNA of Zophobas morio, 1162 nucleotides long. RefSeq lists its product as uncharacterized. The record is from RefSeq and is a predicted model, not a curated record. Bases 316 to 1035 code for a protein of 239 amino acids. NCBI's taxonomy places the organism in Eukaryota, Metazoa, Arthropoda, Insecta, Coleoptera, Tenebrionidae. The transcript is spliced from 5 exons.
UCCGUUUCACAAGUUCAAGACCAACUCUGUCUUCAGUCUACUGGCACACUUCAAAGAAAUUAUUUCGUGCAUCAGCAAAUCUAUUAUCCUCGAGAUCGUCAAGUACCAUCAACGUGCUCCAAGAAACUCAGUGACCACCAGAAAGCUUCGCGCGGUACAAGUUUAGUGAUUCCUAGUCCAAAAGCAAUUUUCAUUUGUGAAAUAUGGAUUGGUCAUUUUAAAGUGAAAAGAAGAAAAAAUACAAAUUAUUUAUCUUCAACGUAUCAAGUGAAUCUUGCUUGUUUUUAUAACUGGAUAAUUUUUUCGCAGACGAAGAUGAAUCUCAGCAGAAAUACGCUCUUCACAAUUUUAACAGCGUUACUACCUAUCUUAAACCUAGUAUUAGCGAAAAUUCCUACCAAAUGUGAAGGCAGUGGCGGCCUUAAAUACUUAUGGGGUGAUGCACUAUCAGACUCACCAAACUGCCUAGGACCAAAUGACGCCCCUUAUCCAACCGCAGCCAUCGAAAGGUCGUUUAGGGGCUCAAACCUCUGGACCGGAAAUUCCAGGACGGGAAGAUCCAGAAAAACGAUAGAUCCGUUCAUUACGCAAAAAGCACUGCUGGCCGCUCACAAGUACAACUUCGACGACAUAAAUUCGCCGUCAAUUUCUAGGACAGCCCGAGCAACCAACAUGUCCCCUGCUAACACAUGCACAGGAACCCCCUCGAGAUUAUGCAAAACUCGAUACAACACCACAGCUCCAAUGUACGGAGUUUCACUGACUUCAGGACAACCAGUAACAAUAGUGCAAAAAUUUCCAGAUUUGCUCCAACAGGUUGUGUUUGAAGUCUGCGAAAGUUCCGAAUGUGACGUCGUUCGAGGCGAAUGCACACAAACUUACGUCCCAUAUUUGUUUUUAGUUAUUCCUUUGGGACCAGUUACUUUGACUGGGCAGGAUUAUGUACUAGUUGAAAGUGGUUGUGUGUGUAGACCAAAAUAUGCUUCUCAAAGUAAUCAGGAAGCUAGUGCAAUGUCCUCUAUACCGAGGCUUUAAGGCUGGGUGAAUAAAUGCGAAAUUAAUCGUUAACGUGCUCAUAUUUUUUUACUUUUUGUAAAAUAUUUAUUAUAUUUAAUUUAUAAGAUUUUUAUAAGUAUUAGAAAUACAAUAUUUUUUAUUUAGA